AUGUUAAGGUCUCACUUGGCACUUUGGGUCAUACUAUCAUUGAAGCGGAAAGUGACACUAUUGGCCGUUGUCUCAUUUGGCUGUCUUGUCAUUCCCACUCUACGUUUGCCUGGUAUAAAACAGAUAACUUGUGCCUCGAUCAAACUGGCACUGAUAGUUUGGCUUACAGGUCCUAAUUAUCUUAAGCGAACAGUUUCAGUGGUUAUUGCACUUGACCGAAAAAAAGGUCUGUGUAGUGACAUUUGUAUAUUAAGGUUAAAGACUACACCAAAACCAAGUGGAAUGGUGUAUCAACUCUACUACGUCCACAGUACUUCUGCCAGAUUAUUGGUUCUAUUUAAAUACCAGACUCGAACUCGAUAA
This is a messenger RNA of Phycomyces blakesleeanus NRRL 1555(-), 363 nucleotides long. RefSeq lists its product as hypothetical. The record is from RefSeq and is a predicted model, not a curated record. The transcript has 4 exons. Bases 1 to 363 code for a protein of 120 amino acids. NCBI's taxonomy places the organism in Eukaryota, Fungi, Mucoromycota, Mucoromycetes, Mucorales, Phycomycetaceae.